Hypanus sabinus (Atlantic stingray) is the source of this 5732-nucleotide messenger RNA. RefSeq names its product arginine vasopressin receptor 1Aa (gene avpr1aa). Gene Ontology annotation, cellular component: membrane. The record is from RefSeq and is a predicted model, not a curated record. Gene Ontology annotation, molecular function: peptide binding; vasopressin receptor activity. Gene Ontology annotation, biological process: positive regulation of vasoconstriction; G protein-coupled receptor signaling pathway; regulation of systemic arterial blood pressure by vasopressin. NCBI's taxonomy places the organism in Eukaryota, Metazoa, Chordata, Chondrichthyes, Myliobatiformes, Dasyatidae. The coding region runs from base 313 to 1638 and encodes 441 amino acids. The transcript is spliced from 2 exons.
UUUAAAACCGGGGUAACAAACGUUUUAUUCUCCUUUACACUUGAAUCUGAAACCAAAUGCCGAGACUUGUAAAUUCAGGGCAAACGCGCCGAUGCCGUGUGGAGGAUGUCUGGUGCUGAGAUUGAAAAGAAAUAUUCAAUGAUGUAAUAGCCUCUAUACCACUCAUUGGUGCCCCGUUAAAGUAAAGGCGCGGAAUUAUUACAGAAGAAAUACUGACGCUCCUCGCAUUCAGUUUGUUUUCGGCAGGGGGCACGGUGAUGAGUGCUUGUCAACGUUCCCGGGAAUGGAAUUUCUCUCGUGGUUGAGCAACAGAUGCUCGUAGCGCAAAGCGUCCAGCAGAAUUAUCUGAAGGACAGUUUUCUUGCUCGCUUUGGACAACCACGUCCUUCAAAGGUUGCAACGGACAGCCCAGGGUCCAUGAUGCAGGUAACUCCGGGAGCAGAACUCGACCUCCCCGCCUCCAACCACACGGGGAGCCAGCCCCAGGACUGUUUCUCGACGGCACCCAGUCUGAGGACUUCCGCCAACCAAACCGAUGCCCUCAACAGAGACGAAAACCUGGCCAAAAUCGAAGUCUUGGUACUGGGCGUCAUUUUCUUGGUGGCCAUCCUUGGGAACUCGGCCGUUCUCCUGGCCCUGUACCAGACCAAGAGAAAGAUGUCUCGGAUGCACCUCUUCAUCCGGCACCUCAGCAUGGCCGACCUGGUGGUCGCCCUGUUCCAGGUGUUGCCGCAGCUCAUUUGGGACAUCACAUACAGGUUCAAAGGUCCCGAUUUCCUCUGCCGAAUUAUAAAACACCUGCAGCUGUUCGGCAUGUACGCCUCCACUUACAUGAUGGUCAUGAUGUCAAUAGACCGUUACAUCGCGAUCUGCCACCCUCUGAAGACCCUCCAGCAACCCAGCAAGAGGUCCCACCUGAUGAUUGUCGCCACUUGGGUGGGCAGCCUUAUCCUGAGCGUCCCGCAAUACUUCAUCUUCUCUUUGAGCGAGGUUGAGGGGGGCUCCGGUGUCUACGACUGCUGGGCGAGAUUCGCCCCGCACUGGGGAAUUAAGACCUACAUCACCUGGAUCGCCGUCACUGUCUUCAUUAUCCCGGUAUUCGUCAUGAUUACCUGCUAUUCCUGCAUUUGCUGCGGCAUCUUCAGAAAUAUCAAAUACAAGACCAAGAAUGCCGAGGCUGGGACCUCGUUUGAGAAUGGCCUAAUCACCGUCGGCGCCAGCAACAUGAAGACAAUCUCCAAAGCCAAGGUUCGCACUGUGAAGAUGACCUUGGUGAUCGUUUUGGCUUACAUCCUGUGCUGGGCACCCUUCAUCGGCGUCCAGAUGUGGUCGGUUUGGGAUUACAACGCUCCCACAGAUGAUUCUACGGACGCAGUAUUUGCCAUCACCACCCUGCUUGCUAGUCUGAACAGUUGCUGCAAUCCGUGGAUCUACAUGUUCUUCAGCGGCCACCUGCUGAGCGACAUUCUACCCUGCUGCCGCAAGAUCACCCAGACGCUGGAGAAUUCGGAGAGCAGCGUUAAGCAGCAGACGCUGCUCACCAAGGUCAGCCGCAGGAGCCCUUCAUUCAACUUGUACAACUGGAAGGACAGUGUCACAUCUUUCCAACUGUCCCAGUCGAUGCCAAUAGAGACAUGAGGCAAUAAUGUUUGUUUGGCUCCAUUCUACAGCCACAUUUCAAUUCUUAAUAUUACGUUUAAAUGCAGUGCCAACAAAAUAAUUUAUCUAAACGUUGCUAUAAUUUUCAGAGCUGGAUAGAACUGAGGAUGUCUAGAUUUGUGGGGGAGGGGGUUAGUUAAUGGGGCUCUAAGGCAUAUAUUCACUUUUUAUUGAGUUUUCUUUGUAGUCUUAUGGCCAAAGAGUACAAUAAAGGUCAAAAGUAGUUGAUCUUUAGUUCACAAUAAAUGGACUGUAGCAAAUAACCCACAUUAGUAAUGUUACUUUGCAUCUUCGACAGAUAAGAAUUCAGAAAAUCAAGGAUUUGAAGGUAAUGAGGAACAGGCACAGAAGAAGAGUUAAGGCCAGCAUAGGUCAGCCAUGAUCGUUCUGACUGGCAGGGCAGGCUUGAGGGGCCUGGCUGCCUACUCCCGAACCUGUUCUCUUGUGUUCUGAUGCACUGAGUUAUAUUUCAAUGUUGUUGACACAAAGAAUCUAAGAAUUCUGAUAUAUCUUCAAUUCAUAAUUUUAGGUGAUUGGAAGAGAGUAUAGAGAGGAUGUAAAAGCUAAGUUUUUUUAACGCAGAGAAUAGUGGGUGCAUGGAACAUGCUACCUGUAGUGAUGGUGGAAGCAGAAACAUUAGGGACAUUUAAGAAGCACUUUAAUAAGCACAUGGAUGAAUGAAAAAUGGAGGGUUCUGUGGGAGGGAAGGGUUACAUUGAUCUUAGAGUAGAUUAGAAGGACUGCACAAUGGCAUCGACCAAAGCACGACCUAUAAUAGUUUUGUUAAGUGAGUUAGUGAACAGACAGAUAAACCACUUAGGUUAAAAUAUUAGAUCCAGUUAAUCUAAAGUCUUAAAUUAAAGAUGAUCUCAUGUUUACAUUAUCUUCAAUAAUGCCCUAUAUAAGCUUUAGCACCCUCAUUUGAAAUGGCAUGUUAUAACUCUCAGGGCUUAAUAUUGAGUUCAAAGGUCACAGGUAAGCACCCUUUAUCCCCACAGAUGUAGCCAUCACUUUUCCAAAUCUGAUGAGGUGUACUUGACUUGAAACAUACACUUUCUUUCUCUCUCCACCAACGCCUGAUCUGUGAGAGCCUCCAGCUUUCUGAUAUUCAAUAUUUACAGGCUGUUUCUCCCCCCCACCCACCCCCGAUCUUAUUUUUUUUGCAGUGCUAUGAAACCAAAGAAGUACAUUACAUUUUAGCACAACUUCUCCAGGACUUAACACAUUGAUUUUCCUGAUAUCCCUGACAUUCCCCUAUACUUCCCUCUAAUCCCCUUAAAACAUACUCUCUCAAAUUAUCCAGUUCCACCUUGGAAAAAGCUGCUGUCCACUCGACUAUUAACUCUUAUCAUCUUAUACACCUCAAAUUGUGACUCAAUUAAUAGGGAUGCUGGUAGAUUUUAUUUUUAUAUAUACGUACUAAUUUUGGGCAGAAAUGGCUAAUAUGAGGGGGCAUAAUUUUAAGGUGAUUGGAGAAAGGGAUAUGGGGGUGUCAAAGGUAGAUUUUUACACAGAGAGUGGUGGGUGUGUGGAACACCCUGUCAGGUGAUGGUAGAGGCAGAUACAUUAAAGACAUUUAAGAGACUCUUAGAUAGGCACAGGGAUGGAAGGAAAGUGGAGGGCUAUACGGGAGGGAAGGGUUAAAUUGAUCUUGUGUUGGUUCAAAGGUCGGCACCAACAUUGUGUAUCAAAGGGCCUGUACUGUGUUCAAUGUUCUACUUUCUAACUUUUGGGAUGAGAUGAGAGUUUUGCUGGCAAGGUCAGCAGACAAGGUGCUGAUGGGCCACUGUAAUGGUAACAGUGAUUUCAGGGAGGAGGGUUCAAGGUUAGAGACCCAAUGACAAAGGAGAAGGUCCAUGGUCUCUUGUGACAGCUGGACUUGUUCUUGGUGCCGGUGGCAUGUGAGCGAUUGCAGUAGGCUUGGUGAGCGACUGUGGUUGAUUUCUAUCUGAGCCACUGUGAACAAUGUGCCAGUGGUGGGGAUUUUUCAGCUGUGGAUGAUUGACCAGUCAAGUGAGUUGCUUUGCCCUCUUCACUGUGAUUGGAUCUAACCUUAUCUAGACAAGUGGAUACCAAUCUAUCAUGCCUGAGUUAUGCCUGAUCCUUUAAUGGGGGGUGGGUUUGAGAUACCCAGUGGAGACUGGUAGUCAUAGUUUGGAUGCCUAUGAGUGUCAUUCAGAGCAAGUUACUGUCGACUUGGGGAAGAGGCCUCGUCCUCUCACCUUGGCUGUGAUACAUGUGACAGACAUGUGAGAGAGAAAAGGGGACAAUUUUAAUAAAAUAUAACUUAAGAAAACCCAUGCACAUGUGAGUUUUCAAUAAAUACCAUAAAUCUGCAUUGGAACCAUUUGAACCUCAGCUUCCUUAAAAUAGUAGUUUACUUUCAGUAAUAAAGUAAGAAGGAGCUGGCCACUUUAUAUUCUUGAAUCAAACAUUUUUAACAACUAUAUUGAAUUCUAAAACGUGAUCUCUUUGUGGAAUGUACAGUAGCUUCUUAAAGUCUCUCUUUGCUUAGAUUUCUAUUCUUUCCUCUCCUAUCUAUCUUGCCCCCACAACAAUGCUCUUCUUACAUUUAAACUUGAUGAAAAUGCACUCUGUUAAUAAUUUUUAAGCUGUGUUUAUCCACCUAGACAUUGAUAAUAGUUCCAGCCUGAGCAGUAUUAACUUCGGAGUCAUAUUUCUACUGCUUCAGCAAAUGUUUAAUAAUUGUAGCUAAAAAAAGCCUCUUAUCACUUUACUGGUGUUACUCAAGACAGAAUAAAAUGCUUAUAAUUCUGUACAUACACAAAAUGAUGGAACUACGAUGUUAUGUUGAGGUUGUAUAAGAUGUUGGUGAGGCCUAAUUUGGAGUAUUGUGUGCAGUUUGGUCACCUACCUACAGGAAAGGUAAACAAGGUUGAAAGAUUGCAGGGAAAAUUUACAAGGAUGUUGCUGGGUCUGGAGCACCUGAUUAUAGGGAAAGAUUGAAUAGGUUAGGACUGUAUUCUUUAGAACAUAGAAGAUUGAGGGGAGAUUUGAUAAAGGUAUAGAAAAUUCUGAGGGGUAUAGAUAGGGUAAAUGUAAGCAGGCUUUUUCCACUGAGGUUGGGUUGGAUUACAACCAGAGGUCAUGGGUUAAGGGUGAAAGAUGAAAAUUUUAAGGAGAACUUGAGGGGAAAUUUCUUCAUUCAGAGGGUACUGAGAGUGAGAAUGAGCUGCCAGCACAAAUGGUGCAUGUGAGCAUGAUUUCAAUGUUACAGAGAAGUUUUGAUAGUUACAUGGGCGGGAGGGGUAUGGAGGGCUAUUGUCUCGGUGCAGGUCGAUGGGAGUAGACAGAUUAAAUGGUUCUGGCAUGGACUAGAUGGGCUGAAGAGCCUGUUUCUAUGCCGUACUUCUCUCUGACCCUAUAACUCAGCAUAUCAGGCAGCAUCAAUGGAGAGGAAUAUAGUUGAUGUUUUGGACCAAGACCCUUCAUCAGAAUCCUUUGUGUUUAUAAUUCUUUACCUAAACAGGGUGGUACAGUAGUGUAGUCUUCAGCAUAACAGAACUAUUGCAGCAGUAGCAUCCCAGGCUCAAUUCCCACUGCUCUCUGUAAGGAGUUUGUACGUUCCCUCCAUGGCUCCUCCAGGUGCUCUGGUUUCCCCCCAUAUUCCAAAGAUAUACGUGUUGGUAGGUUAAUUGAUUGAUUGCAUGGGUGUAAUGGGGGGGGGGGGUCACUGAGCUGGAAAGGCCUGUAACUAUGUUGUAUCUCUAAAGAAAUACACUAGCAUCAUUUUAAAAUGCUGGAAGUCAUGAAACAGUUACUGUAGCUCAGACAGAUAUAAAUGUGGUCUGUUUACAAAUGUUGUGAUCAAUGUGGAUUCCUUCAAGUUAAUAACAAAUGGCAUAGUAUGGCGACCCACUUCCUAGCGCAUUCGAACUGGCUUACAAAUAGCCAGCGCGCAGGCACAAAGGUCAGGUCCGCAACAAAGGGAAAAAGCCUACGGGGGUUUGUGAGUACGUGUCCCUUAGAGCAUCCGCACCCAGGGAGGGCGGGAUGAGGGAGGCUUUAAAGCAAGGCUGUGAAGUUCGAAUAAAAUCAUCUUUAAUUGCAGU